UUAUGUUUGUCAAAAAUCAACAAAAGAAAAUUAAAAUCAUUUCAUCUUAAGUAGCAAUGGCUCUCAAGUCCUUAGUACUAACCAUUGCCAUAAUGGCAGUGUUAUCUUCAAUGAGCCAUGCAGGUGAACCUAGCCCUCUUCAGGAUUUCUGUGUUGCUGUUGACGAUGCCAAAAAUGCUGUUUUUGUAAAUGGAAAAUUUUGCAAAAAUCCAAUGCAAGUUGUGGCGGAUGAUUUCUUUGAGUCAGGGCUAAAUGUACCCGGUAAUACUUCAAAUCCACUUGGAUCUGUGGUGACUCCUGUGAACGUCAACCAAUUACCUGGACUCAACACUUUUGGCGUUUCAUUAGUCCGUAUUGAUUAUGCACCAUAUGGUCUCAACCCACCACACACACAUCCUAGAGGAACCGAGGUUCUUACUGUCUUUGAGGGCACGCUAUAUGUUGGUUUUGUCCUAUCAAACCCUGGUCCAAAUAUGAAGAACAAGCUCUUUACCAAGAUUCUACAUCCUGGGGAUGUGUUUGUCUUCCCAAUAGGUCUCAUUCAUUUCCAAUUUAAUGUGGGAAAGAUUAACGCAGUUGCAUUUGCUGGACUGAGCAGUCAAAAUCCAGGAACCAUUACUAUUGCAAAUGCAGUAUUUGGCUCAGACCCACCAAUCAGUGACGAUGUUCUUGCAAAAGCAUUCCAAAUUGAUAAGAAAGUUGUGGAUUACCUCCAAUCACAAUUCUGGUGGGAUAACAAUAUAUAACUAAAACAUAAUUUCAAAAAAUAUAUGAUCUAUAAAUAGUUAUGGUUUUGUGAACUACUUGUGUCACAAAAUUAUUAAAUAAGUAUUGAUCAUAUCGACUGGUUUUCCUAGCUCCCUCUCCAUUUUAGUGUGAUGUUAUUGGAGGAGGAUAUGUUUCUUACUUAUUUUUUGUGAUGGAAUAAAAUAAGUUUGUUGUUUGUGAUA
This is a messenger RNA of Capsicum annuum, 950 nucleotides long. RefSeq names its product germin-like protein subfamily 1 member 20. The record is from RefSeq and is a predicted model, not a curated record. The coding region runs from base 57 to 746 and encodes 229 amino acids. Lineage: Eukaryota; Viridiplantae; Streptophyta; Magnoliopsida; Solanales; Solanaceae. Gene Ontology annotation, molecular function: manganese ion binding. The transcript is spliced from 2 exons. Gene Ontology annotation, cellular component: cell wall.